Ceratotherium simum simum (southern white rhinoceros) is the source of this 4049-nucleotide messenger RNA. RefSeq names its product LanC like glutathione S-transferase 2 (gene LANCL2). The record is from RefSeq and is a predicted model, not a curated record. Gene Ontology annotation, biological process: carbohydrate metabolic process; peptide modification. Gene Ontology annotation, cellular component: plasma membrane. NCBI's taxonomy places the organism in Eukaryota, Metazoa, Chordata, Mammalia, Perissodactyla, Rhinocerotidae.
CGCCUCGCUUCGUAAAGAAAGCCCUUGCCCGUGCGCGCGGGGUCCCGGGAGAGGCGGCGGCGCAGCAGCUGGCGUGAACGCCGCGCAGGAGGUUUGUCCCCGCCCGCACGCCGUACCGCGGGCGCAGCGAGCAGGGCGCGCGGCCGCGAUGGGCGAGACCAUGUCGAAGAGACUGAAGCUGCCUCUGGGCGGGGAGGCAGACAUGGAGGAGCGCGCCUUCGUCAACCCCUUCCCGGACUACGAGGCCGCCGCCUCCGCGGUGUUCCCCGCCGGAGCGCCGGAGGAGUCGGGUUGUGCGCACCCCCGGCCCACGGCUGAUGAGCUCCGUCUCCCUUUUCACAAGGACGGGAAGAUCAUUCAUAAUUUCACGAGGCGGAUCCAGACCAAAAUCAAAGAUCUUCUACAGCAAAUGGAAGAAGGGCUGAAGACAGCUGAUCCACAUGAUUGCUCUGCUUAUACUGGUUGGACAGGCAUAGCCCUUUUGUACCUGCAGCUGUAUCGGGUCACAUGUGACCAGACCUACCUGCUCCGAUCCCUGGAUUACAUAAAGAGAACGCUUCGGAAUCUGAAUGGCCGUAGGGUCACCUUCCUCUGUGGAGAUGCUGGGCCCCUUGCUGUAGGAGCUGUGGUCUAUCAUAAACUCAAAAGUGAUCGCGAGUCCCAGGAAUGCAUCACAAAACUUUUGCAGCUCCAGAGAACCGUUGUCUGCCGCGAUUCAGACAUUCCUGAUGAGCUGCUUUACGGACGGGCAGGUUAUCUGUAUGCGUUGCUCUACCUGAACACAGAGAUCGGUCCGGGCACCGUGUGUGAGUCGGCUGUUAAAGAGGUAGUCAGUGCUAUUAUUGAAUCGGGCAAGAACUUGUCAAGGGAAGAAAGGAAGACUGAGCGCUGUCCCCUCUUGUAUCAGUGGCACAGAAAACAGUAUGUUGGAGCAGCCCAUGGCAUGGCUGGAAUCUACUACAUGUUAAUGCAGCCAGAAGCAAAAGUGGACCAAGAAACCUUGUCAGAAAUGGUGAAACCUAGUAUUGAUUAUAUACGCCACAAAAGAUUCAGAUCUGGGAAUUAUCCGUCAUCGUUAAGCAAUGAAACAGAUCGAUUGGUCCAUUGGUGCCACGGUGCCCCGGGUGUCAUCCAUAUGCUUAUGCAAGCUUACAAGGUUUUUAAGGAGGAGAAGUACUUGAAAGAUGCCAUGGAGUGCAGUGAUGUGAUUUGGCAGCGAGGCUUGCUGCGGAAGGGCUACGGGAUCUGCCACGGGACUGCUGGAAAUGGCUACUCUUUCCUGUCCCUUUACCAUCUCACACAGGAUAGAAAGUACCUGUACCGGGCUUGCAAGUUUGCAGAGUGGUGUCUAGAAUAUGGAGCACACGGGUGUCGCGUUCCUGACAGACCCUAUUCUCUCUUUGAAGGCAUGGCUGGCGCGGUUCACUUUCUCUCUGACGUCCUCAUUCCAGAGACAUCAUGGUUUCCAGCAUUUGAACUUGGUUCUUCACAGAGGGAUAUAAAGGUGCAAGAACACUGCUAAGAGACCUGUUUGGACCAAAAGCCACCAGAUUGCUUAGUGCGUGACACAGAACCAACUGUGAAUCCUGAAAGAGGGAGAAAAAAAGGAGAAGCAGACACCGUCACAGACCCGCUUGUGUUGCAAAGACCCUCAAGUUAGAGCAUGAGUGACAGAAACCAUCCCAUCAGGGUUUUGUGACAGUAUUCCCCUCACUGGUGUAAAAUAUGAAUUCUUCACAUCCAGUUCAGUGUAGUGUUGCAUGUUUCUUGGUGUUUGUUGUCUGCAGGUGUAAGUUGUUCUAAAUGGAAAGCUCCUCUCUCUCCGUGAACCUGGAGCUGACCGUGCCUGAGAGCAUGGCAUGGCCUCUUCUCUGUAUAUGGAGUCUAAAGUGGGGGAUCUUCUAUAUCGACACACAGAGAAUAGUCAGGUGGUGUCUCUUCUGUAUCAGAAAGGUGCUCUAGGGUGAUAUCCUAGUGAUAAUGCUUUUUCAGCAUUUUCUGUGGGAACCUUUCAGAUGAGCAAAAGGAAAAGACCACUCCAAAAACUGAAAAGAAACACAAGAGAAAAGAGGGGGUUUCACUGGAAUAGUUGGAGGGGUAAGCCUUUCCACAAGGUAGUUGAACGCUCCCUCUUUGUGUUUUGUGUUCACCUUAGUGCUUUUAAGAAGCCACAGAGGGUGCACUGCAGCUCUGCUGGGGCUCCCCACUCUCAGCAGAGGCUUCAGGCACUUGGCAUGAAGUUCUGAAGGCUCCUCGCAGUCCACGGCAGCAGUGCCAGGGAGUGGGCUUCAGGACAUCAGGACAACACCCAGGGGAAGCCCUUUCAUGAUCACAAUGUAAAUCAAGUAGCAGUGACCAAGCGUUGGCAAUUCUAGAGUCUGUGUAUGUUAUCAAAACAGGCUGCGCCUCAAUUUUAUCAACAUUAUGGCUUAUUGUUAUAAGUUCAGUGGCUGCAAUUCCAGAUAUGUGAUAAGCAGACAGAUUCAGCUGUUCUGAUGUCCCUGCAGUUAAACUUAUUUCAGAAUUUGGUAAGUUAUCAAAGUAUAAAUUUGGGAUUAUUUUUUUGUCCACUAUUUAGAUGAUAAAGUUUCACAUUUGAUGAAAUGUCUGAAGCAUAAAAGUACUAGUUUGCAUUUAUAUAUAUGGGAAACAAUGUUCUAACCAAGAAAAUUAUAGUAUUCUCUAUAUGACAUUUUUUGUUAAAAAAAUGGGCAUUAAUGUGGAUUAGCAUAAAUUUUUAGAAAAGAGUUUUGUCAUCAUGGUAUGAGUGGUUUAGGACUUUUAUGUACUUCUUAUCUUGUGAGCUAAGAACUGGGUUAUGAAAGACAAGAUAGGUCUCUCUGAUGGUCUGGUCCUUGUCUACAAGGGACAGUCUAGACAUUUGUUGGCCCUAGUUUCCACUUCUUUCAUAAAGGAAAAAGAAGAACAUCAACGUGGAAGACAAAUAUCCUUCAUGCAGGCAGUUCUUAGGAUGUUUCUGAGCCUUAUUUCUGGGGCUGACACCCUAACAUGUGACCUUCGGUUUCUAAGUGAUACCUCAUGAAUCUCUUCUUUGCAGACACUCUUGUUUCUAAGCCAUGACUAUUUUCUUUUAGGUUGACGACUUCUGUGGGUGUAAAUCCUCCUGGUUAUAGUCUAAUUAACUUCUGGGCCUGCUGAUGUGCUUCUCAGGCAGCCAGUGCUGUUACCUGAAGGCAGGAUAUGGUGUCAUGAGUGAGCUGAAGGGCUCUUUGGCAGGAGAGCUCACGUGAUACCAGCCCCGCUCCCUCCUCCCCACGCACCUCAUCCAUCCCACGCAGGACAGAGCAUACAGUGCGGUCCUGCCUGCCUCACCCACAGCAGCCUUCAAGGCUUCGGCUGAAAGCUGUGCCCAAGCUGUCUCAUUUCUCAGGGGAAGCCAGGGUUCCUGCCUGGGAAUCACCCUGAGGCCCCCCAUACAGCCUGUCUCAGCAAGAGGGAGGCAACUCGUUGAAGCUCUGAUUCUGGCCACAUGUCUCCAGACCAGAAACAGCAAAGGUGACUCCUAGUUAUCUGGGCGUCUCACUGUGUCUGAAAAAUACUUGUUAGGCUUGUUUCUGACUAACACACUGAGGGGAAGAUAAAAUACUUGUGGAAUAAAUAGAGGAGAUUUUAUUUACAGGGUUUUUAUUACGGCUAGCUGGAUUGACGCCUUCCUCCUUACCCACUAGCCGUUAACAGAUGUGUAGCUCUGUGACUCUACGUGCACCAACUCCCUAGCAUCUGUUACAUGGGCCACUACAGAACGGUGUUCCAGCUCUCAGUCCCUGAGGCAGAGGAGAAAUGGCAUGUACUUCAAAGAACAGAGGACCUACAGAAGUCAGUUUAAUAGUUCUAAGUGUCUGAAUUCCAACCUCAGAACAUCUCACAAUGAUUCCUUGGGUUGGUUUAUGUCCUCCAAAAUGUGUCUAAAUUUUAAAAAUAUGUAUAUGCAUAAUACCAUUUAAAAAAUUUGAAAGAAAAAAAGUUGAUGUCCACAAAAAGUAUGUGAGGUUCUUUGAGUUUUGUUAGUAAAGACAGUUUUGCAGUGA